CCGCACGAGUCCACUCGGUUCGGCUUGACUCGGCUCGGCUUGGUUCGGCCCGACACGGCUCGCCUGGGAUCGGCUCGGUUUGGAUCGGCGCGACUCGGCUCGGGUGAUGGAAAACUUCACAACUCCUCAUGCCUGGAGCAGAACCGUCAACACCUCCUGGGUCACAAGCGGCACGAGAGACAACACAUACAAGUGCCUAUUUGAUGAGGACUUCAAGUACGUCCUGCUGCCUGUCUCCUAUGGCAUCGUGUGCGUGGUGGGGCUCUUCCUCAACCUGCUGGCCCUCUAUGCCUUCAUCUUCAGGAUCAAGACAUGGAACGCCUCCACCACGUACAUGUUCAACCUGGCCGUGUCCGACACGCUCUAYGUGGUCUCCCUGCCCCUCCUGGUGUACUACUAUGCCAUGGGGGACAACUGGCCCUUCAGCGYGGGCCUGUGUAAGAUAGUCCGCUUCUUGUUCUACACCAACCUGUAUUGCAGCAUCCUCUUCCUCCUCUGCAUCAGCAUCCAUCGAUUCCUGGGCAUCUGCUUCCCGCUGAAGUCCCUGCAGUGGGGGCACGUUCGCUAUGCCCGGAGAGUAUCGGUCAUCGUGUGGGUGGUCACCGUGGUGUGCCAGUCGCCCGUGCUCUUCUUCGUCACCACCAGCAUGAAGGGCAACAGUGUCACCUGCCACGACACGUCCAGGAAGGACCUCUUUGGCCAGUUUGUCAUCUACAGUUCAGUGAUGCUGGUGCUUCUCUUCUGCAUCCCCUUCCUCAUCAUCAUCGUGUGUUAUUGCCUAAUGGCUCGGAGGCUGCUGCAGCCCACACGCGGUAUCUCCCGCAGGUCCCAAUCCAAAAAGAAGUCAGUUAAGAUGAUAAUCAUCAUCCUGGUGGUCUUCAUCGUUUGCUUUCUUCCUUUUCACAUCACUCGUACCUUGUAUUACUCCUUCCGGAGCUGGGACUUAAGUUGUCAGACCCUCAAUGCUAUCAAUUUAGCCUAUAAGAUCACCAGGCCCCUAGCUAGCACCAACAGUUGCUUGGAUCCCAUUUUAUAUUUCUUAGCAGGACAAAGAUUUAUGAAGUUUGCAGGCAACAAAAAGCCAGGGAAAACCCAAAAUGAAACGGCCUUGGGAAUCAUGUCCAAUACUCACCUGAAAACCAGCAGUGACACUGAAACAAUAUCCAAGGAUGGGAAGUCUUAGCGCUUCUCCAUCACGUUAUGGUGAGUAGCUUGUUCCCAGUGGAAGAGUUUUUGCCAUGUGUGAAGGGAGUUGAUGAUACCUGGGGUCUCCUGAGGCCAUGUGGUCCAUGUUCAAUACACUGCUAUGCAAGCAGCUGUUUUGAACGUUUUUUUUAAGGAAGAAUUGCUGUGAUUGUACCAAGGAACUCCAUACCUGCAUCUCUUCUGGCAAGCCUGCCCGUCAGUGAACACCAAAUAGCACCUGCCCAACGGUGAACAUUGGUGACCUCUGUGAUGGUGGCAAAAUGUGCUGGAGAAUCAUGCCCUGAACAUUUAAAUUUUCUAAACCAGAAGAAUGCAAAAAGCCCCUGAAAACUGAAGAAAUAGAUUUGCCUUUCUCCAGUUUCCCUGGCACGCUGUUAGCAAAUGUUUAUCGGAARUCUUGUGCAUCUUGGCAAGGGAAGAAGGGCUUUCGAUUGAUGAGGAAUGUCAGCUGUGGUUUUAAUGAACAGGUCAAUAAAAAUAUCAAAUGCAAAUGCUGCCCACUGCAGGGAAGGAAUAACUUUUCCUACAUCUUUGACAGCCCUAAAGAGACGUUUCCCCAGCUUCUGCCUAUGCCUGGACAGGUCAGGAAGGGAUUUUGAGGACUCUUUCAAGGGCUGUUUUCCUGUUCAAGGGGCUGCUGAUGGAGUGAUACCCUCCAACCAAUGGUGACUUGCUGGUAUCAUCAUGUCCUCUGUAGCCUCUGCUAUGAAGAAGUGCGAUGGGGUAAAUGUCCUACUCACCAGAGACCUGCUAGUGCUUUGCUACUCAACAUCCACCUCUGAAAGGCUUUUAGCAAUCCAUAAUGUYAUCUCAGCUGCUGCCUUUAAUAAUCGUCUCCAGCUCAUUAAAACUUCCGGGAGCUGAGCUCUUUAUGCCUUGUUUUUAACUCUCUUGUGAAUGAUUCAUAUUUCCAGCAAAGGGGUCGUACCCUUGCUGACAGCAUGGGCCUCCCCUUGGAAAUUUGGCAGUGCUGAAUGCCAAGCUUAGGAGCCGUAGUGUGAAAUGUGGUGCUUAGGGAGCACCAUGUCCACACCACGUCCACCCUCUGUGUGGUUUAACUCCUAUUGGAGCAUCAUUGAGCAGGGAAGUGACCCUGUGCCUGUGUAUAGUCCUAGACUUCUUCUCCAGCCUUUACUGUGGUGGCUCUCUUGGCCAUGCUGAUCCUUAAGAAAUGGGAAAGGGGAGGAAAACUUCAAAUAGUUUGCAAAUGGCUUGUGUCUCCUUCACAUGGAGAUGCCCUCUGGGAUGUUCUUUGGGAUGGACAGCACCAUCCGAGCAAAACCAGCCACUUUUGUUCUGAUCUUUUCUGAUCAGCUUUCUAGACAUUGAGUUGACCUGCCUCAUGCCAGUCCUGGCUGGAUCUGGCCUUGCAUCCCUCAAUCAGUCAGGACAGUUCAAAGUAGGCUAGUGAAAAUACCCACAGAACAAUUCACUAGAUGAUCCGCUCGGUCUUUCUCCCUGUAAUUGCUGGGUUUAAGAGCAGAGAGCCCAGGCACGUGGUUUCCUUGCCUGACCUUGCUGUUUACUCACCCCAAAAUGGGAAUUGUUUGUCCUGCAGAGCUGGACUAGUCCUAUUUUGUGAACGCAGCCACGAGUCUAUUUUAGGGGUAGACAUUAGAUACAUUAGAUACAUUUGAUCCUAGUUCAAAACCAAUUGCUCAGACCGAAAAAGAGUUUUGUCCCUUUCCUCCUUCUUCUAAACAUGAGUUUGUGGCUUGCUGGAGAUAACGACGUGGCGCCACGUAUCCAGCCACGUAGAGCCAGGGCGCCUAGGACCCCACAGAGAUAACUGUGAGGUUCCUGUGGUCCUGCUCACUGGA
Nothoprocta perdicaria is the source of this 3026-nucleotide messenger RNA. RefSeq names its product purinergic receptor P2Y2 (gene P2RY2). The record is from RefSeq and is a predicted model, not a curated record. Lineage: Eukaryota; Metazoa; Chordata; Aves; Tinamiformes; Tinamidae. Gene Ontology annotation, biological process: positive regulation of mucus secretion; phospholipase C-activating G protein-coupled receptor signaling pathway; blood vessel diameter maintenance. The transcript has 2 exons. Gene Ontology annotation, molecular function: A1 adenosine receptor binding; G protein-coupled UTP receptor activity; G protein-coupled purinergic nucleotide receptor activity. The coding region runs from base 107 to 1183 and encodes 358 amino acids. Gene Ontology annotation, cellular component: plasma membrane.